This is a messenger RNA of Cyanidioschyzon merolae strain 10D, 1797 nucleotides long. RefSeq lists its product as hypothetical. Lineage: Eukaryota; Rhodophyta; Bangiophyceae; Cyanidiales; Cyanidiaceae. The record is from RefSeq and is a predicted model, not a curated record. The transcript has a single exon. The coding region runs from base 1 to 1797 and encodes 598 amino acids.
AUGGAGGAGCUUCUUAGAGAGCAAGUAUUCAAUGCUAUUGUUUCAUUCCUUCAGAGAGAAAGGUUACCUGCAAGCGCAAAUCUUUUGCGAUUUGAAGCUUGCCAGGUAACUGCACCAAGUACCGACAAGCUAACAGGCAGCAGGUCGGGUGGUGUUGCGGCAGCAGUUGCGGGUUCCCGGUCACUUCCCAGUCAGGAUGAAGGUGGUGGCGGAACCGCUUUGGAAGGUGUUUCUGGUCGAAGUACGUUGCGAUUCGCAGCGGGUACUGCGAACAGUCCUGAGCCGUUGGAACUUGAUCCAUUUCUUGUCGGGAGCGCGGUUCUCUACGGGGUGGAGGAGGCGCUGGCGCUCGAGCUCUCCGCUGAGCGUCUCUUACAGGCGCUAGAUGAAGCCAGCGCGGUGCGCAAACGAAGGCGUCGCUUCUUUACGAGCGAGGUAAGCACGAGCACUGCUGCUGUUGACCACGCCCGGGACGAACACAUGCGCCCAGCUUGCUGUGCAGUUCAUGCGGCGCUAGCGAGAGCUCCUGGGUCCCUUGGGAGUGCACGAGAAGCGGCACUGGAGUCACGGGGCUCUUUGUUGGCUGCAAACUUGCAAGUUGCCGAAGCUACAUCUUCUGAUGAAGUUCGAUAUGAAGUCGGAUCUGGCGCUUGCGCCUCACCCGAAUCAGGAAGAGUGCAUGCGGACCCCGCGCAACCGCAUCAAGAGCGUACGUCGCAGCGCGGUUGUACCGGUCGACUGGAGAACGACGGGAGGCGAGGAAAGCCCCAAAUGGCCGUACCAGCCUCAAAUCUCCAUAGCAACUCAGAGGAUAGGCGCUCGACAUUCCGUGUUUCCGAAACCUGUCAACUUGGUGAGGCACCAUGCGAGCCCGCGGGCGCCACGGCAUCAUUGCGGCAGCUCGCUGAACGAAGGCAAUCCUUCACUCGUGAACGACCGGAUUGUGGAGGGAUGCAUGAAACAUCGCCCCGAUGCGUCUGCUCGAAUGCAGACGGGGCUCAAUCGUCUGAAACGCCGCAAAGCGCGGUAAAUGAAGCGCACCAUGCGGCAGUCGAAAGCGUUGCAGUGACGACAAGGGCAGCACAUGCAUCGCCAAGGGCGACCUCGGACACCACCGUUGCCGCUGCGGCUGUGGUCGAUCAUCCCGUUGCUGCUGUGCGCUUGCAGCAGAACGAGUCCGUUGCGGCAGAAGCCGCCAGAAGGCCGCCGAAUGCAACCACCACCAGCACCAGCACCAUCCCAGCAACCCUAACGACACAAGAUAACGAGAGCAACGCUGGAAAAGCUAUCGGGGAUGCAAGCGUCGCACAGACGCGUUUGUGGCCGGGUCCCGGUACAUUACACUUCAUGCGACACAGCGAUAUGUCGAGUACAAGCUCAGCUGAAGCUACGCCGACCGAGCCGCCGCCCGGACGUCUGCGGGCGAGUCCGUGCUCAGACGCACGUGCUACCGCGUCGACACUGCAAGCUUCUGUAGUUCCGCCCGACAAUACCAGACGCGGGCGCGAUACCCCAGCGAUUGUGACACCGCCCGCAAGAAACGGGUCCGGAACGCGUCCCUCACCUGUCACUCCGGUGCUGCAAGGUGCCACGACGUCUCGUGAGCGCGCUGGGAGCUCGGCGCUUGCGGACGAUCAGCAGUCCGAAACGCGAACAAGACCGGAACUCCCCGCAACACGUUUCGAAACGGGAUUCAGCAAGGACAAACUGCGCAAGCUCCAGGAUCUGGAUAUUGAUGCAUUUCUCACGAACAAGGUGUACGCACGACAGCGCAACGAUCGUUCCCGCGUUUCCUAA